This is a messenger RNA of Humulus lupulus (European hop), 3389 nucleotides long. RefSeq names its product receptor-like serine/threonine-protein kinase ALE2. The transcript has 11 exons. NCBI's taxonomy places the organism in Eukaryota, Viridiplantae, Streptophyta, Magnoliopsida, Rosales, Cannabaceae. The coding region runs from base 458 to 3157 and encodes 899 amino acids. The record is from RefSeq and is a predicted model, not a curated record. Gene Ontology annotation, molecular function: protein kinase activity; ATP binding. Gene Ontology annotation, biological process: protein phosphorylation.
AGUUUUCUUUCUUAUUCUUCUCUUUUUCCUCCAACCCCACCAACUCUCUUACAGAAAAGUUUCUCACUUAAUUUUGUCUUUUUAGUGUUCUGUACAGCUUUUUUUCUUUUUUUUUUGCUUGAUCAGUUGCUAGCCAACUUUAAUCAUCCCUUGCCUUGAUGAUAGCAAACAAACUAUUCCAUUUCUAGUUUAGGAGCUUAGUUUUCAUAUAUAUAUAUAUAUAUGUGUGUAUUUUCACCUAAUCAAUUUUGGUGGUUUCACUGAACUGUCCCCUCACUAAUGUUUUGUGGGCAUCAUUGAACGGUUUGGUCCUUAAAGGUGAGCCAUUUUCAGCUUCUGGGUCUUGUUAUGGUUCUAGUUUACUUCACCUCCAUUGUUCUAAUUCUCUCUCAGAUGAUUGAAUGUGAGCUGUCUCAAAGAUUUUGAGAACUGUUCUCUAGCUUCUUUUGGUUUGAAAAUGGGGGUGAAGAUGAUUCUUCUACUGAUGGAAAUAUGUUUCACAGCCAAUGCUUUGCAUUUUCGUGGAUCUGAAGAUAUACCAUCUUUGAGAAGAGGGCUUCUAGAGCCACCACUGAUCCACUCUAUCAGUCCGAGCCAGCCAUUUUCUAAAGUACCAGAUCAUGCCUCUUCUCCUACAUCUUCUCUCAGCUUUGGCCAGAAGCGACAUGAAAAUCUGGUAGCACCACCUCCAAAGAAAGCAUUCCACCACAAAUGGUUACCAGCUAAAGCCGCCAAUCCAGAUGAUGCUAUAAGGCCUCCAAGUAUAGCACUUCCACCCUCUAUGUCAUCUUCAGGAGUUCCUGCAAAGAAAUGGGUUCAUGGUCCUGCAUAUCCUCCUCCAGUUAUACAUAAUAAUCCCCAUCACAAAAGAAGAAAAUUCAACAACUCAGUAACAGAACCAACUCGUCCCACUUACACCAAACAAGGUCCAUCUGCAUCCCCCUCCAAAUCUCCCUUUCCUUCAUCAAGGAGCUGGUCUCCUUUAACCGCACCAGGACCUUCAGAGCCACCAAGAAGUUCCUAUAGCCACUAUAACAUGCCCAUUUCCUCACCUACGAUAUCUCCAUUGGGUUCAACCCUUAAGAAGAUUAAGGCUCCACCACCAUCACCUCUUCUAGCAUUACCACCUCCACCUCCUAAUUCAGAUUGUUCGUCUGUGACAUGCACAGAGCCAUUGACAUAUACCCCAACUGGAUCGCCUUGUGGUUGUGUUUUGCCUAUUCAAGUUAAACUCCGCUUAGGAAUUGCAAUAUACACAUUCUUCUCUUCAGUUUCAGAGCUGGCAGAGGAAAUUGCAGCCAGUGUCAACCUUAACCAUAGCCAAGUUCGCAUAAUGGGAGCUGAUGCAGCUAGUCAGCAGCUAGUGAAAACUGCAGUCCUUGUUAACUUGGUACCCAAAGGAGUCAAAUUUGGUUACACUACUGCAUUCGCUAUCUACGAGAAAUUCUGGCGCAGAAAAGUUUUGAUUAAUGAAUCACGCUUUGGUUCCUAUGAAGUAUUAUAUGUUCACUAUCCAGGUCUUCCACCCUCUCCUCCUUCAGCACCUUUGAGCAUUUCUACCAUAGAUGAUGGGCCAUACAGUGGCCAUAACAACAAUGGAAGGGGAAUAUUAAAGCCUUUAGGAGUUGAUGUGUCGAGGAGAAAACAUAAUGGUCUAAGCAAAAGCAUGAUUGCAAUAAUCGUUAUUUCAUCUUUCACAGCCUUUGUUGUGUGUUUAGGAGUUGUUUGGCUUUUGUUGUUAAAAUUUGGUUAUCACAUCCAUAAGCAGCAAGAUGCUCAGCCAGCUUUGACUUCAGCCCUUGAAAAACAAACAGGAGCUGCUGUAGGGUCUACGAAGUUAGGAAGCAUGAGAGGUUCUGAGUCAUUAUCUAUUAGUUCUGGCACAAUGACUUACGCUGGGUCUGCUAAGAUUUUCAGUUUGAACGAGAUAGAAAGAGCCACUAAUAGCUUUGACGCUUCAAGAAUACUUGGAGAAGGUGGAUUUGGACUUGUUUACAAUGGCACUUUGGAUGAUGGAAGGAGGGUGGCUGUGAAGGUCCUCAAAAGACAUAAUCAUCACGGCGGUCAAGAGUUUCUAGCAGAAGUAGAGAUGCUUAGCCGCCUGCACCACAGAAACUUGGUCAAACUUAUUGGUAUAUGCACAGAAGACCAAACUCGUUGCCUGGUUUAUGAACUUGUGCCAAAUGGAAGUGUUGAAUCUCAUUUACACGGGAUUGACAAGGAAAGUGAUCCACUUGACUGGGAUGCCCGAAUGAAGAUUGCACUAGGGGCAGCCCGGGGCUUAGCUUAUCUACAUGAAGACUCCAACCCACGUGUGAUUCAUCGAGACUUCAAGUCGAGCAAUAUAUUGUUGGAGCAUGACUUUACACCUAAGGUCUCAGAUUUUGGAUUGGCCAGAGCAGCAUUAGAGGGUAACAGACAUAUCUCAACACACGUUAUGGGAACGUUUGGUUACUUAGCUCCGGAAUAUGCAAUGACUGGCCAUCUUCUGGUGAAAAGCGAUGUUUACAGCUAUGGUGUAGUCCUUCUGGAGCUCCUAACUGGAAGAAAGCCGGUGGACUUGUCGCAACCUCCAGGCCAGGAAAAUCUGGUAGCUUGGGCUCGUCCACUUCUAACCAGCAAAGAAGGCUUAGAAACAAUAAUAGACCCAGGUAUACAAGGUGAAAUGGUGUCACUUGAUAGUGUGUCCAAGGUGGCCGCAAUAGCUUCAAUGUGCGUGCAACCAGAAGUGAGUCACCGCCCUUUCAUGGGUGAAGUUGUCCAGGCAUUGAAGCUAGUUUGUAAUGAGUUUGAGGAAGCAAAAGGGUUGAGCUCAAGAUGCCAUAGCCAAAAUGAUUUUUUGGCUGAUGCAGAUAGCAAGGCCAGAAGACUUUCUUAUGAGAUUCAAGAAGUGUCACAAUCACACCGUUCGUUUUUCAUGUCUGUUUCGAGUCGUGACAUUGAUAACAAAGUACCAUUGUCAACUUCAGAGUUGUUGAGUGCCUCAGUGGGAGUAGAAGAAAGGGACGAAUUCGGGUCUCUUAGGAAGUAUUCUAGUAGUUCAGGGCCUCUGAGAAUAGGGAGAAGAAAGCAGUUCUGGCAAAGGUUGAAAAGUUUGUCCAGAGGAAGUGCCAGUGAGCAUGGUUUCUCAUUAAAACUUUGGCCAGGUUCUCGUUGAUAGAGCUGCUCCUUUGCUAUUUGACAUAUAUAAUAUGAACAAAGAAAACUCGAUGUCUUCUACACUGAGAGUAUGAAUAGGAUUUUCUUGUUUUAAAUAAAACUAUUUAUUUUUGUAAUUUAAGACUAUAUAUAUAUAUAGUUGGAGUAGUGUCUGUGUUAAGGAUCCAUAUUUGUAGUUUUUGUUGUCCUUUAAUUUCAACCUAAUGAUAAUGGCUUUUUUAGAUUGUCAA